Messenger RNA from Austrofundulus limnaeus, 4403 nucleotides. RefSeq names its product solute carrier family 1 member 5 (gene slc1a5). The transcript is spliced from 8 exons. Lineage: Eukaryota; Metazoa; Chordata; Actinopteri; Cyprinodontiformes; Rivulidae. The record is from RefSeq and is a predicted model, not a curated record. Gene Ontology annotation, biological process: L-aspartate import across plasma membrane. Gene Ontology annotation, molecular function: L-aspartate transmembrane transporter activity; symporter activity; neutral L-amino acid transmembrane transporter activity. Gene Ontology annotation, cellular component: plasma membrane. Bases 285 to 1904 code for a protein of 539 amino acids.
GAUGCACCUGAAUAUAAGCACCGAGGGAGUGGGACCUAUCCAAGAAGGCGGCCUCCCUGAGAUGUCCGCCCUAAGUUUCUGUCCUGCAGAUAUCUAUGGGUGGGGCUAAAAAGUGCCGGUAUAAAAAAACUUCGCACGAGGUAAAGUGAGGUAAAUCGAGGAAGUUGUCGGCUAUGUCUUUCAUUCUUUAAGCGCGUAAAUUAUUAGCUUUACCCUCGCCUCGUUUAUAUAAAUUGUUACAACUAUUUGUAUUGUUACUAUAAGUUUUAGGUUAACUUUUAAUAAUGGCUGAGAAGAUAGACAUUGAAGACAUGAAAGCAGCCAACGGCGAGGCUCACCACGACGAGCCCCUGGCCAACGGGUUGGACAGCCACAAGAAGAAGACCACCAGCCCGGAGCCGCUGUCCGCGCGGUUGCUCCGGAUCGUCCGGGCCAACCUGCUGGUCAUCCUCACCGUGGCCGGGGUCAUCGUCGGCGUCUUCAUUGGACUCGGUGUGCGCAACGUGGGCCUGACCAAGACCCAGGAAAUUUACGUCGGCUUUCCUGGCGAGAUCCUCAUCCGGCUCCUGAAGAUGAUCAUCAUCCCCCUGGUCGUGUGCAGCCUGGUGUCCGGGGCGGCCAGCAUCGACCCRAAAGCCCUGGGGAAACUCGGCGGGUGGGCCAUGCUCUUCUUUCUCAUCACCACACUCAUCGCGUCGUCCAUCGGGGUCGUGAUGGCGUUCAUCAUCAAGCCGGGGGCAGUCGACAAGCCCCCAACUGUCGACCUGAUCGAUGACAGCGUGCCGGCUCAUAAAGAAAUUAUAGACUCCUUCUUAGACUUGAUAAGAAACAUUUUUCCUUCCAACCUGGUGUCGGCUGCCUUUCAGUCUUAUGCAACUGCCUACAAGCUGAUAACAAGGAACGGCACAAAUGGAACCCUAAAUGUCACCGUAGAGAAGGUGCCCGUUGGUUCAGACCAAGACGGCAUGAAUAUUCUUGGCCUGGUGGUGUUUGCCAUCGUGUUUGGCGUGGCGUUAAGGAAGCUGGGCGAGGAAGGAGAGAUCCUGAUCAAGUUCUUCAAUUCCUUCAAUGAGGCCACCAUGGUGCUGGUCUCCUGGAUCAUGUGGUAUGCCCCUCUGGGUAUCAUGUUCCUCGUUGCUGGGAAGAUUGUGGAGAUGGACGACGUCGGCACGCUAUUUGCCAGUCUGGGAAAAUAUAUAGCCUGCUGCAUUAUUGGCCACGCAAUCCAUGGUAUCCUCGUGCUGCCGGGCAUCUACUUUAUCUUCACAAGGAAGAACCCGUACACCUUCCUUUGGGGGAUCUUCACGGCUUUGGCCACAGCUUUCGGGACCAGCUCCAGCUCUGCCACACUGCCCCUCAUGAUGAAGUGCGUGGAGGAGAAAAACGGCGUCUCCAAGCACAUCAGCCGCUUCAUUCUGCCCAUCGGUGCCACAGUCAACAUGGACGGAGCCGCUCUCUUUCAGUGRGUGGCUGCUGUUUUCAUUGCUCAGCUGAACGACUCGAGCCUCAACUUUAUCCAAGUCAUCACCAUCCUUGUGACAGCUACAGCGUCCAGUGUCGGAGCAGCUGGUAUCCCUGCAGGUGGUGUGCUGACUCUGGCUAUCAUUCUGGAAGCAAUAGGACUUCCAACCAAAGACAUUUCUCUCAUCCUGGCCGUUGACUGGAUUGUAGAUCGUACCUGCACCGUGUUGAACGUGGAGGGCGACGCAUUCGGAGCUGGACUCCUGCAGUGCUUUGUGGACCGCAAGCUCAAACACGAAGGCGGAGCCGAGCUGAGCGAGGUCAGGAUGGAGGGGGACUCGUCUGCCGCCGCCCCCGAGCACUCGCCGCUCAUAGAUAAACGAGGGCUGAGGGACAGCGCCGAAGGUUUCAAGUCUUCCAGUGAAAAAGAGUCGAUGAUGUAAUGCUGCUGCUGACACUUUCAGGGUCACUCCGGACAAGCCUGACGCUUCUGGAAACUAAAACUUAAGGUUCAAUUCCCACCCACCCCCAACCCCCCCAUUUAAAUUUUUUUUUUUCUUGUUUUAUUCCCUGCCUUGAAGAAAAGCGUGUAAGGAGUGAGGAUGGACGCGCACACUACAAUGCAGAAGAAACUCUUUGACCUCACCACCCUGUACAAAGUGGUGGUGGGAGGGUGUUUUUUUUCUUUUUAGGGGCACAUUGGUCUACAUUAGACACAUUUCUGUGCAUUUGAUUGGUCUGGGUCAACUUUAAAGUCAGAAUGUCUGUGACAUCAUUGAGUACAUCUAUAUCAGAUGACCAGUUUACACACCAGUGACCUUCAAGGUGCAGUCAGUAAAUGGAUAAAAAGUAAGGAAAUGGUGGAAAACAUUGCAAUAUAAAUGUUAAGGGUUGGUCUAAAUGCUUUUAAGAUGUUGUCAUAUCUCYUUUGUGUCACUGGUUGCUUCUGACAGCACUCCAUUUUCUAAAACGAGGACAUUUCUGACUUUAAAAGUUAAUGAGAGCCCCCCUUAAAGCAUAUUCUACUCAGUCAGUUUCCACGGUCAAUGUACAGAAGGUCAAAUGUGUCAGUCUCCUUUUAAUUUGUUAUAUAAUAAGGGUUGAUAUCUUACUUGUGAAACCCAGACAAGUAGGAUGUCAAAUGGAGCUAGGGUGGAACAUGUUUGAGUCGAGUAUAGCCACUUUCAUGCAGGUUUUAAUCAGUGCCGGCUGUCGUCUGAAUCACUGUAUUUUAUAUUGACUGUCAUAUAAAAUACAUUAGGGAUGGUAAUGUUUGCCAGUCUUAAGAUGCAAAUACUUGAUUUUGAAAAACAUGCAACAGCUGUGUAAUUUCUGCAUCUGGAAAACUCAGUUUUAUACAUUUGUAAAGGCUUUUCGCUAAUUUUUUGACCAAAAAACAUGGGACCAAUCAUUUAKAUGUUUAGUUUUCCUCUUUCCUUUUUGGAUCAUAACGCUUUGGCUAAGUGGUGCUUUUAAUGUGCAAGCACAGAUAACACUUAACAGGUACAGUUAAACGGAGGCAAAAAKCGAUUUCAGUCUAUUUAAUUUAUUACGGUAGUAUGAAUUUCACCUUUUUUAGUUCAUUUAAUUUCUUCAUAAGAACCAAAGGUACACAAUCAGUCUUUACCUGCACUAAACAAAGCUAUAGAGAGUUAAAUCUAUUUAGUUGUAUUGAUUUGCAGUAAUGUAUGAUAUUUGCAUUAUGUAGAUGCUAGAAAUCCCACUGCUACAUUUAGAUGUAAUUUAUCUUUAUGCCUUAAACCUGUAUAAAAAUGCCAUAUUAAUAUAUAGAAAAAUUCACAAAGAUUAGAUUUUGGAUGUCUUUGUGGGAGGGUUUGAAAGCUUUCAUGGACUAUUUGUGGCUAUGCAAAAGAACCUGUAAGAAUCUGUCCCGUGUUGAGAGUAAAGUUUUUAUUGUAUUCCAAAGGACGUCCGAUGACAUUAUAGCUUCGGUGCCGACUCAAAGUUUAAUGAAGAAUCGUGGAUGUAAGCUGACUGAUUUUUUUCUCACCUGGUUGACUCUGUUGGCCUCAGCUUGGACUUUUCUCCUUCAACUGCUUAGAAAAACUCUCAGACCAAAAAAGUAAGAGGCAAAUGAAGGAGACGACUGAUCUCUUGAGGAACUUUUAUUAUUAUUUUUUAAAUCUCCCUCGUUUUAUACGAGCCGUUUCUUCUGCUCCGGUGUUUUAAGAAAGUAUAAAUAGGUUUUAAAGCACAGUGUGAUGAUGACRGUCUGAUGGUGCAGCACGUGGUAUGAAUACUGUACAUGUCACGCUCGUGUCAAAUUACCUUCCACUGCAUGUGUGUCUUUACCCAGCCGGCUGCUGGGUUUUAAAUGAACUUUUGUAAGGGGGAUUUUAAAAUGUUUUCAGUAAUGAAACAAGUCAUUGUUUUGACUUCAGGCCUUACUGUCCAUUUGUUUAAAUUAUUAUUUAUUUUUUAUGAAAAUCCAAAGAAAUUUGUAGCCAUGUUUGGCAUGCUAAUUACUCCCAACCAGGUGUUUCACUCCUUCCAUGACUUCUCAGAACCAAAUGGGGCUAGACUGUUAUUUUAUAUCUUCUGCUUUUGUUUUGUCUCCAGUUUGUGGGCUGGAUGGUUGCGUUUUUGUGUGUUUGUGGUGUUCCAGUUUGCACACUGAAGCAAUCUUGUUAAAUGGAAAGUUGUUGCAUCCAUGUUUGUUUUCUCUCCCAUAUUUAAAACUAAAAAAUAAUUCUUGAAUGUCCCAAUUUUCCCCCAUUGGAUUGAAAGUACUUUGUGUCAUGAAAAAGUUGUUGAACUGUGAAGAAUUGUGUCACAGUUGUUGUUUUACCCUUUCCAGCUCAAGGUUGUAAAAAUGUUCUUGUUUGCUGAACAUCUUAAACCACAUGGAUGUGUCAGUCGUGGGUGUUUGUUCCAAUGAGGCUAUAAUUUAAAAGUACAACAAUAAAAAAAAWUUUUUUAAA